CUCACAGUUUCAGCCAUGCACGCCGACAACACCGCAUCCACCGUCGGCAGCCCUGGAUUUCAUUAUGCGCUCGGGGUGCUGCCUUACUGCUCUAAAGCUCCCUCCUCCUCCCGCCCCGCCACCGCCGUGUGUCCCUUCAGGGGGACACCGACCUCCACCGGCCGCUCCCCCACCCCACACCGUAGGCAGGUGAGCGGGAGCCGUCCCGGCCCCGGGGCCGGCCGGGCCGCCGCUCCGCCCACGGGGGCGAGCCGCGGGGCUGGCUGCCACCUGCCGCCGCCGCACAGCGCCCGGCCGCUCCCCGCCAGCCUCUUCCCUCCUGCCCUCCUUCCCUCCCUCUUUCCUUCCCUCCCGCGUCGUGUCGAGGGAGGAGCAGCCGCGCUUCCCCGUGGGAGAAGGAGAGCGCUCCCGCCGCGGGCGGGCGAGCGCCCGCAGGAGCCCGAGAUGGCGGACAGCGCCGCGGCCACCGCCGCCCCCGCCGCUGGCGUCAAGGGCAGCGCUGCGGCGACCUGGUGGAAGUCGCUGACCAGCAAGAAGAAGCACAAGGAAGCGGCGGCCCCUCCGCCGCCCCCCGCCGCUGCCAACGAGGUCCCCGCCGCCCCCCACAGCUCCGGCGGCCGGGAGGAGCAGCCGCCCCACUCGGACAGCGGCGAGGCCGCUGGCGGCGGCAACCGCCGGAGCCUCCGCAUCUCCCACUCGGGCCGCUUCAAGGAGAGGCGGAAGGUGCGGACCUCGCUGCUGGCCGACGGCCCCGAGGUCUUCGACGGCGGCGGUGCCCCGGCCCGCUCCGCCGCUGGGGGCGAGUAGCCCAGGAGGACUUCGCCCCAGGAGCCGCCGCUGGAGGGGUGGCCGGAGCCUGCGGCAGCCCCACAGCUGGAGUUGGCCUCGCUUGGCGCCGUGGGCAACACGGAGGUGCAUGACAGCAGCCUCCCCAGCCCUGACCAGACACUGUGGGGAGCCCAGCACCUCUGCCAGACGAGGGAAUCGCGUGCUGUGUUAGAUGAACACCGCCAAGACCAAACCCCCAGAUGAUGGGACGAUGUGAUUGUCUUAACGAAAUGACACCAAUAAACACCCCACUCCCUGUGCUGUGGUGAGCGGACUCAGAGGUGCUAUCUCAGGGCCCAGGCUGGGGUCUCUGUAGCUUUCCCAGGAGCCAAUGUGCUGACUGCUCAGGCCCGUGACCCAGCUCCCCUCGGCUCUCCAGCUGAGGGGGUGUUUUGCUGCUCUCAUCUCACUCGCUGCCUUAUCGAAGGAAGGGGGGAACAAAGUGCUCUUAUCUUGUUUGAGGGCUGGGGACCUCUGGCAGUGCUGAAGCUCCCGAGCUGUAGUGCUUCUGCCCUGCAUUUGGCAUGCACGCCGUGAACCCAUCCUCCUUCCCCUUCAGGGGUCAAAAGAGAGGUAUUGUGAGGGGCAGGUGCCUGCAUUCGCCUGUGCCCCACAUCACUUUGUAUUUACGGUGCAAAAGGCAGGACUGUGCUGGUUUUCUCCCUCUUCUCACUGUGUACUGAUCAGCAGGUGUUUCAGAGGCUGGUCUACCCUAGGUCUUUUACAGAGGGUGACUGGUUGUUGUCUGGCAAUUCACGCUGUUUACCCAGGGAACACAUGAUUUUUGCAUAAUUGGCGAUAAUUGGCAUAGUGAAGCUCCGAUGAAAAAAUGGUGUGAUAAAAUGUAAAUACUCUUUUGGGAGCACCGACAGGGUUGUGCUCCUAAUGUGGAAAUAGGUUUGGGCACCACUGGAAAUGUUCUUCUCUGUUUACUGUGUCCAAAGCUUGUGAAGCAAGAUUAAAGAUUCUCAGUAUUUCUUUUGACAGCAAGAUACUGUGUUUUAACUCGGGCAGCUGUCUGCUCCCUCUAACAGCUGGAUUUUUGGACAUAGUAAACCGUAAGCCAGAUUUGUACUGGUGUUGUGCCUUACAGGGCAAACUUUGCUAAAAACACUCAGCAAUUAUAUAUUUCUUGAUAGUAGGUGAUGUAGCAACAGCUGAUUUAUUUAUUUUAAAUGCAUUCACAGUACACUUUAUAUUGUUAAAAUGGUUUUAGACUUUUUCUGAACAUGAGAUAUUACAGUGACACGGACUGAAAAUUAUUUCCUAGCGGUCAAGUUAUGAUUUUGUUUGGUUGUAACUAAUGAUUUAAGGUCAAUUAAAAUUAAAAAGUCACCUGAAAGGAAAUAAGAGCUGAGUUCCAGGUGAAAAUAUGGAUUAAACCAGUCACUGAUGAUCACUAAAAUGAAGCAGUAGAUGCUGGGCAAGUGCCCCAUGAUUCAGUGUGUAUAAUAACAUAUAAUGAACUUUGAAAGCUCCUGAGCGAUAAACCUGGACAACCUAGCUGGCUUCGGUGCUUACCAGUCCUUCACUCAGCUGCUCCUUCAGACUCUGAAACCCAAGGACAAAGAACUGUAGCAUCAAAUCUAUUUCCAUAAAACCUUUAUUCCACCCAAUAUGCAGAUGUGGUUUUUUUAAUUUCAUUUAGUAAAAUGACAAGGUACUGGUUUUGAAUGGCCUUUUUAUGUUCAUGACUACAUGCUGACCGAGCAAAGAGCUGGGGGGCUAUGGGGGCACCUCUUAAAAGUUUCUCCUUGGAGAUACUUUUCUUUUGUGGAACCUCUUCAGUCAAAGGGCAUCUGGAAUCCUUCUGUUGAGAAGAAGCAAUUGAAGCAAACCCAGCCUCAGAUAAAGGGGUGUGAGCGAGAAUUAGGAAAGUUUAAAAGCUGGGAAUGGAGAGAUAUAUGAAGAAGAACCACAUUUCAGCUACAGUUAGCCUGGGGUGGGGGGAAGGGAGGCAGAAUAGAUUGGCUCUGCUGCCAGGGUUGUUAUACUACCUUUCAAAGGCAAUAUGUUUUUAUUUAUCACAGGCAAAAAAAAAAAAAAAAAAAAAAAAAAAAAAAAAAAAAAAAAUCUGACUGUAUUUAUGUAUUCUAGGGCCCAAAGAACCUCUUUUGUACGUGUGUGCCCAAAACGGAAGAAGAAGUAAACAGAUAUUGCACUGGUGUGUUUCUCACUCCUGCGUCUGGUUUGGUGUGAGCCCUGUGAGGGUCACGUCCUCUGAACUACCCAGAAGCCCAAGUAUGCAGAUGCUUUUCUGCAGUUCUAAUCCUUACACUGUUGUGCAAAUACAGUUUCCUCUCUUCUGUACUCCAACCUACCUCUUUCUACAGUGAACUUCUUUCUGCUCUUUGGAAAUGUCUCAGGCUUAUUAGCUACAAGUUUUUACCUAGACACAAGAUAUCUACCAAUUUGGAUUUUACCAGAGAAGUCUGGUAUGCUGUUCAGAUGCUGCUGUUAAGAUUCAAUAUCAAUACUGGUUAAUAUGUGACUAAAUAUUAGCCAUGUCUUAAUCCUUGUAUAUGGUACUUUCAGCUUGGAAAUUUGGUCAGAAUACAAAGUCAAUAAAUGCACAUAAAAUGA
Molecule: messenger RNA, 3411 nt
Organism: Columba livia (rock pigeon)
Lineage: Eukaryota; Metazoa; Chordata; Aves; Columbiformes; Columbidae
Gene: PRR15
Product: proline rich 15
Exons: 2
Coding region: 16-807 (263 amino acids)
Source: RefSeq, a predicted model, not a curated record